CGUCGCUAGGACCUUUGAGUGAAGACUUUACGGGGCUGUUUGAGAGCAGAGAGCUCGGUCAAUGGAUGGAGCUGUGUUUUACAAGUGUGUUCAUGGCGGCUGGUUAAAUAUGAGGGCAAAAUGAAAGCUCCCUUUUUCCUUCAAUGACUUCACUUCUGAGCACAACUUUACAGUCUUUCCGGUUCCGGCCGAAGCGGCAGUCGAAGCCGUCCGCUGACGAUGGGUUCUGGGACUGCAGCGUGUGCACCUUCAAGAACACUGCUGAGGCGUUCAAGUGCAUGAUGUGUGAUGUCAGGAAGGGGACCUCAACAAGAAAACCACGGCCUGUUUCUCAGCUGGUUGCACAGCAAGCAAAUCAGCAGUUUGCACCACCCACACUCCCCAAAAAGGAGAAGAAAGAAAAAUCUGAAAAAGACAAGAGUGAUAAAGAACCAACACUGAAAAAGAAAAACCAUAAAAAGAUGAGGCCGAGGUUAAAAAACAUAGACAGGAGCAGCGCCCAGCAUCUAGAGGUCACAGUUGGAGACUUGACUGUAAUAAUCACAGACUUUAAGGAGAAAGCCAAACCCACGUCAACCUCAACAAGUGCUGCUUCAGCAGACCAACACAGUCAAAGUGGCUCCAGCUCUGAUAACACUGAACGAGGGGUCUCCAGAUGCUCUACGCCCCGCCUGGAAGGCUCGCCGGUCAAUGGAGAGACUCACUAACCUUCACACUCCCAGUCAGCACAACCCAUUCUUCUGCACUCUCAACAGCCUCAACCAGAGAUUAAACUUCAACAUUAAUAAUACUAUAAAAGCCAAUAUGAUAGCAUUCACUUCCGUUGGGGCUGUAUUGUUCACUGCCUUCCCAUGACGAUAAAGAAUUCAGGACUCAGGACGUGUGCUGUACGCUCAACUCAAAGAACUGUUGCAGCGAGACCUAUCUUGAUGAACUGAAAAAAAGGAACAGUAGCAUUAAAUCCUGGAUGUCAGUUGAACUGUGCCACGUGUUGUGGUUACUUCUGUCUUAACACCUCAGUGUUACAUCAGCAUCACACUGAGUUGGCCGUUAAUGCACAGAAUAAAUGGAUUUAUGAAAGAAAAUGAAGAAGUCAUCUCAGAAUUGUAGUUUAUCCUUGAAUUUUGUUAUCGUUAUUUGCACUUAAUGGCAUCCUAUGUUCAUGAUAACAUUUUUUAGCAUUAUUUCCACUUUGCCAUUAUCAGUAAAUCAUAACACUGUUGGUUACUGGCCUAUUCCAGCUCUCAUUUUAUGUCAUUGGAUGCAAUCUUUUUUUUUUUUUUUUUUUUUUUUACUGUUUAACAUUUGAGUAAAAAUAUUGAAUAAUUAUUCCAAGUAUGGUUCUCAUUCACUUGGUAGAGUUAAGCAUGAUUUAAUCUAUAGAAUGGUUUAUAUUGUAAAAUAUUGUUAAAUAAAAUAAGUUGUAGAUA
Molecule: messenger RNA, 1430 nt
Organism: Sebastes umbrosus (honeycomb rockfish)
Lineage: Eukaryota; Metazoa; Chordata; Actinopteri; Perciformes; Sebastidae
Product: YY1-associated factor 2-like
Exons: 4
Coding region: 144-707 (187 amino acids)
Biological process (GO): positive regulation of DNA-templated transcription
Cellular component (GO): nucleus
Molecular function (GO): transcription coregulator activity; DNA binding
Source: RefSeq, a predicted model, not a curated record